Molecule: messenger RNA, 1563 nt
Organism: Fomitopsis serialis
Lineage: Eukaryota; Fungi; Basidiomycota; Agaricomycetes; Polyporales; Fomitopsidaceae
Product: endoplasmic reticulum protein
Exons: 13
Coding region: 1-1563 (520 amino acids)
Biological process (GO): N-glycan processing
Cellular component (GO): glucosidase II complex
Source: RefSeq, a predicted model, not a curated record
AUGCUGUGGCUUGUGCUGAUUCUACCCAUCCCCGCGCUCGCUGGCAUCGAGAAGACCCGUGGGGUACCUCCAUCUCUCACUUCUCGGUACCAGUCGCCUGGUUCGGACUCGGCCCUGUGGUCGUGCCUCGACGGGUCUAAGUCCAUCCCAUGGUCUGCCGUGAAUGAUGAUUAUUGUGAUUGUUCGGAUGGGAGCGACGAACCAGGAACUGGAGCAUGCCCUAACAGUCUGUUCUACUGCGUGAACGAGGGCCAUAUCGGCUCUUUGAUUCCCAGCACGCGGGUGGGAGACGGACUGUGUGAGCCUGAAUGCUGUGAUGGCUCUGAUGAGCAGCUAGGUUUGUGCCCGAACAUCUGUAAGGAGGUGGGCGAGGCGUACGAGAAGCAGCAAGAGGCUGAACGGAAGACACGCAGGACGGGCUCUAAAAUCCGCGCUCUGUACAUCGCGCAUGCCCAGAAGGAGAAGAAGCGCUUGGAAGGUCAGAUCGCUUCUUCCGAAGCUGAGGUUGCAGUGAGGGAAAAAGAGGUCGCUCGUCUUAGGAACGCUAUCACAGAUAUCGCGGAUACCGCAGAAUCGCUUUCGGAGGCUACUAUGCUCCACAAGAAAGAGUCUCGUAGGCCUUUUCACAUGCUGUCGUUCGCACUCCGCGAACAUAAAAAGCAACUAGAGCGUCAGAAAGCACUUGGGGACAUCCUCGACGCCCUCCGAAUCGGUUACAACCCGAACUACCAAGACAUGGCCGUUCUCGAAGCAGUCCGUGGCUGGGAGGCGCUCGCUGGUCUGCCGCACAUCAACGACGUGCGCACGGAGGAGGGCUCUACCGACACUGCAGGCGCCAUCGUCCAGCAACAGGAGGAAAAGCUCGAAGACGGGACGUGCUUGCUGAAGAGCGACUACGAGACGCUGCUGAUCGAACAUGACAAGCAUAUCGGCGCGCCUGCGCACGGAUCCCUAUUAUUCAACCUGAAUGCUUACAUACCCGAUGCGUUUUUGCCGCAAUACUUAGCCUUCCGCGAUACGCUGGUAUCCUGGCUCGAGACGUUCGGCGUCGCGAAGGGUAUCGACGAUGAGGCGUCUUCGGUCAACACGUCCGCCGCUCGCAAAGCUUACCACGACGCGGAGAACACUCUGAUAUCACCCGAGUGGUAUGGUCUGGAGGGCGAGUGGAAGAAGCUCGACGGCAUGUGUCUGACGAAGGACACCGGAGAGUGGGUACCACGAUUCUGCCUCUUCGGAGAGGCUAAGCAGAAGCCGAACAAGGGCGGAUCAUUCCAGAGUUUGGGCAAAUUCACUCAUUGGAACAACGCUCCUGGCAUCGAGCCAGGCUCGCCCGAGUUCUAUACCAAGCAACAUUACGAGCGGGGAUCCAAAUGCUGGAACGGUCCGCAUCGUAGUGUCACGGUUUUAAUGAGCUGUGGGACAGAGAAUGCACUUCACACAGUGGCGGAACCCGAGAAGUGCGAAUAUCAGCUCACAAUGACGUCCCCUGCGCUUUGCUUGCCCCCGAAUGAGAGUGAAGCCUCCGAGAUGAGCUGUAGGGCUAUGUACUAUCAUAGCAUGUGA